GGAGGAGGAGGAGGUGGCGGCGGCGGGAGCGCUCCCCAGGAAUGUCGCUGCCGCCGCCACCGCCGGGGCUGCUGCCGUUGAGGAGGAGACGGAGGAGACCGAUGUUGUUAGGAAGAUGAUCCAUGCGAUCUUGAAGACCUUUCUGUGGAAAUGAGGGAAAUACAAAGAACCAAAUAUAAUUCUGAAAUUCAGGAUCUGUAUUUUGAGAUGAUUUUAUUUUCAGAAUGAAAAGUAUAUAUGGUUACCUUUAUGAAUGUAGAGACAUGAGAAGAGAGUUAUGAUGGCAAAAAAUAAAGAGCCUCGUCCCCCAUCCUAUACCAUCAGUGUAGUUGGACUCUCUGGGACUGAAAAAGACAAAGGUAACUGUGGAGUUGGAAAGUCUUGUUUGUGCAAUAGAUUUGUACGCUCAAAAGCAGAUGAAUAUUAUCCAGAGCAUACUUCUGUGCUUAGCACCAUUGACUUUGGAGGACGAGUAGUAAACAAUGAUCACUUUCUAUACUGGGGUGACAUAACACAAAAUGGUGAAGAUGGAGUAGAAUGCAAAAUUCACGUCAUUGAACAAACAGAGUUCAUUGAUGACCAGACUUUCUUGCCUCAUCGGAGUACGAAUUUGCAACCGUAUAUAAAACGUGCAGCUGCCUCUAAAUUACAGUCAGCAGAAAAACUAAUGUACAUUUGCACUGAUCAACUAGGCUUGGAGCAAGACUUUGAGCAGAAGCAAAUGCCUGAAGGGAAGCUCAAUGUAGAUGGAUUUUUAUUGUGCAUUGAUGUAAGUCAGGGAUGUAAUAGGAAAUUUGAUGAUCAGCUUAAAUUUGUGAAUAACCUUUUUGUCCAGCUAUCAAAAUCAAAAAAACCUGUAAUAAUAGCAGCAACUAAAUGUGAUGAAUGUGUGGAUCAUUAUCUUAGAGAAGUUCAGGCAUUUGCUUCAAACAAAAAGAAUCUUCUUGUAGUGGAAACAUCAGCACGAUUUAAUGUCAACAUUGAGACAUGUUUCACUGCACUGGUACAAAUGUUGGAUAAAACUCGUGGCAAGCCUAAAAUUAUUCCCUAUCUGGAUGCUUAUAAAACACAGAGACAACUUGUUGUCACAGCAACAGAUAAGUUUGAAAAACUAGUGCAGACUGUGAGAGAUUAUCAUGCAACUUGGAAAACUGUUAGUAAUAAAUUAAAAAAUCAUCCUGAUUAUGAAGAAUACAUCAACUUAGAGGGAACAAGAAAGGCCAAAAAUACAUUCUCAAAACAUAUAGAACAACUUAAACAGGAACAUAUAAGAAAACGGAGAGAAGAAUAUAUAAGUACUUUACCAAGAGCUUUUAAUACUCUUUUGCCAAAUCUAGAGGAGAUUGAACAUUUGAAUUGGUCGGAAGCUUUGAAGUUAAUGGAGAAGAGAACAGAUUUCCAGUUAUGUUUUGUGGUGCUAGAAAAAACACCUUGGGAUGAGACUGACCACAUAGACAAAAUUAAUGAUAGACGGAUUCCAUUUGACCUCCUGAGCACUUUAGAAGCUGAAAAGGUCUAUCAGAACCAUGUACAACAUCUAAUAUCAGAGAAAAGGAGAAUAGAAAUGAAGGAAAAAUUCAAAAAAACGUUGGAAAAAAUUCAGUUCAUUUCACCUGGGCAGCCAUGGGAGGAAGUUAUGUGCUUUGUUAUGGAAGAUGAAGCCUUCAAGUACAUUACCGAGACGGAUAGCAAAGAGGUAUAUGGUAGGCAUCAGCGAGAGAUAGUUGAAAAAGCCAAAGAAGAGUUUCAGGAAAUGCUUUUUGAACAUUCUGAGCUUUUUUAUGAUUUAGAUCUUAAUGCAACACCAAGUUCAGAUAAGAUGAGUGAAAUUCAUACAGUUCUGAGUGAAGAACCUAGAUACAAAGCUUUACAGAAACUUGCACCUGAUAGGGAAUCUCUUCUACUUAAGCAUAUAGGAUUUGUUUAUCAUCCCACUAAAGAAACAUGCCUUAGUGGCCAAAAUUGUACCGACAUUAAAGUGGAGCACUUACUUGCCAGUAGUCUUUUGCAAUUGGAUCAUGGCCGCUUACGGUUGUAUCAUGAUAGUACCAAUAUAGAUAAAGUUAACCUAUUCAUUUUAGGGAAAGAUGGCCUUGCCCAAGAACUAGCAAAUGAGAUAAGGACGCAAUCCACUGAUGAUGAGUAUGCCUUAGAUGGGAAAAUAUAUGAACUUGAUCUUCGACCAGUUGAUGCCAAAUCGCCUUACAUUUCGAGUCAAUUAUGGACUGCUGCCUUUAAGCCACAUGGGUGCUUCUGUGUAUUUAAUUCCAUUGAGUCACUGAGUUUUAUUGGAGAAUUUAUUGGAAAAAUAAGGACAGAAGCUUCUCAGAUCAGAAAAGAUACAUACAUGGCUAAUCUUCCAUUUACAUUAAUUCUGGCUAACCAGAGAGAUUCCAUUAGUAAGAACCUACCAAUUCUCAGGCACCAAGGGCAGCAGUUGGCAAACAAAUUACAGUGCCCUUUUGUAGAUGUACCUGCUGGUACUUACCCUCGUAAAUUUAAUGAAUCCCAAAUAAAGCAAGCUCUAAGAGGAGUACUGGAAUCGGUUAAACACAAUUUAGAUGUGGUGAGCCCUGUUCCUGCCAAUAAGGAUUUAUCAGAAGCUGACUUGAGAAUUGUCAUGUGUGCCAUGUGUGGUGAUCCAUUUAGUGUGGAUCUUAUUCUUUCACCCUUCCUUGAUUCUCACUCUUGCAGUGCUGCUCAAGCUGGACAGAAUAAUUCCCUAAUGCUUGACAAAAUUAUUGGUGAAAAAAGGAGGCGAAUACAGAUCACAAUAUUAUCAUACCACUCUUCAAUUGGAGUAAGGAAAGAUGAACUGGUUCAUGGGUAUAUAUUAGUUUAUUCUGCAAAACGGAAAGCAUCAAUGGGAAUGCUUCGAGCAUUUCUGUCAGAAGUUCAAGACACUAUUCCUGUACAACUGGUGGCAGUUACUGACAGCCAAGCAGAUUUUUUUGAAAAUGAGGCCAUCAAGGAAUUAAUGACUGAAGGAGAACAUAUUGCAACGGAGAUCACUGCUAAAUUUACAGCAUUGUAUUCUUUAUCUCAGUAUCAUCGGCAAACUGAAGUGUUUACUCUGUUUUUCAGUGACGUUCUAGAGAAAAAAAAUAUGAUAGAAAAUUCAUAUUUGUCUGACAAUACAAGGGAAUCAACCCAUCAAAGUGAAGAUGUUUUUCUACCAUCUCCUAGAGACUGUUUUCCCUAUAACAACUAUCCGGAUUCAGAUGAUGACACAGAAGCCCCACCUCCCUAUAGUCCAAUUGGGGAUGAUGUACAGUUGCUUCCAACACCUAGUGACCGUUCUAGAUACAGAUUAGAUUUGGAAGGUAAUGAAUAUCCUGUUCAUAGUACCCCAAACUGUCAUGAUCAUGAACGCAACCAUAAAGUGCCUCCACCUAUUAAACCUAAACCAGUUGUACCUAAGACAAAUGUGAAAAAACUGGAUCCAAACCUUUUAAAAACAAUUGAAGCUGGUAUUGGUAAAAAUCCAAGAAAACAGACUUCCCGGGUACCUUUGGCACAUCCUGAAGAUAUGGAUUCUUCAGAUAACUAUGCUGAACCCAUUGACACAGUUUUCAAACAGAAGGGCUAUUCUGAUGAGAUUUAUGUUGUACCAGAUGAUAGUCAGAAUCGAAUUAUUAAAAUUCGAAACUCAUUUGUAAAUAACACCCAAGGAGAUGAAGAAAAUGGAUUUUCUGAUAAAACCUCAAAAGGUCAUGGGGAACGGAGGCCUUCAAAAUAUAAGUACAAAUCUAAAACAUUGUUUAGUAAAGCCAAGUCAUACUACAGAAGAACACAUUCAGAUGCAAGUGAUGAUGAAGCUUUUACUACCUCUAAGACAAAAAGAAAAGGAAGACAUCGUGGAAGUGAAGAAGAUCCACUACUUUCUCCUGUUGAAACUUGGAAAGGUGGUAUUGAUAACCCUGCUAUCACUUCUGAUCAGGAGGUAGAUGAUAAGAAGAUGAAGAAGAAAACCCAUAAAGUUAAAGAAGAUAAAAAGCAGAAAAAGAAAAAGAACUUCAAUCCACCAACACGUAGAAAUUGGGAAAGUAAUUACUUUGGGAUGCCCCUCCAAGAUCUGGUUACAGCUGAGAAGCCUAUACCACUAUUUGUUGAAAAAUGUGUGGAAUUUAUUGAAGAUACAGGAUUGUGUACGGAAGGACUCUACCGUGUGAGUGGAAACAAAACUGAUCAAGAUAACAUUCAAAAGCAGUUUGAUCAAGAUCAUAAUAUUAAUCUAGUAUCAAUGGAAGUAACAGUAAAUGCUGUAGCCGGAGCCCUUAAAGCUUUCUUUGCAGAUCUGCCAGAUCCUUUAAUUCCAUAUUCACUUCAUCCAGAACUGUUGGAAGCAGCAAAAAUCCCAGAUAAAACGGAGCGCCUUCAUGCCUUGAAAGAAAUUGUUAAAAAAUUUCAUCCUGUUAACUACGAUGUAUUCAGAUAUGUGAUAACACAUCUAAACAGGGUUAGUCAGCAAAAUAAAAUCAACCUAAUGACAGCAGACAACUUGUCCAUCUGUUUUUGGCCAACCUUGAUGAGACCUGAUUUUGAAAAUCGAGAGUUUCUGUCUACCACUAAGAUCCAUCAAUCUGUCGUUGAAACAUUCAUUCAACAGUGUCAGUUUUUCUUUUACAAUGGAGAAAUUAUAGAAACUGUGAACACUGUGGCUCCUUUACCACCUUCAAACCCUGGACAGUUGGUGGAGUCAAUGGUACCACCUCAGUUACCACCACCAUUGCAACCUCAGCUGAUUCAACCACAAUUACAGACAGAUCCUCUUGCUAUUAUAUAAAUAGGGAGUAAUUGCAGACAGCCUGAAAUUGGACAAAAAAGCAAAUCUAGACAUGCAUGUUUCAGGGUUCAGUAGUAUACUUCAUGUUUCAUACAAAUAAUUCACAUUCAAAAUGAUGGAACAUUUUCUCUUUGAGCUAUAUGGUAGUCCUUACUCACUUACAUUACAAAUCUAAGACCAUGUGGUAAGCAUGACGAGAGGUUUAAUUUUUAUAAACAGAAAUAGCUAUAAAAUACAAAGCUGCUGCUGCAUGCAACCUUAUUGCAAUCAGUAUAUCAUUCCUGUGGCAAUUUCUGUCACAUUAUAUUGUGAAUAAAAUUUUUCUAUAGAAAUUAAAUGAUUUAAAAACUCACAUAUAUGAAACAUUUAAUGCUUUUUCAGCCUGCUUUAUGGCUGGUUUUGUUACUUGAUGUGCUAAUUUGGGCAACUUAAUUUACAUUCUAGCAGUCUGUGUAGAUAACUAAAAAGCCCAGUUUGAGUAUUUUAUAAUUUUAGGCUACUUAUGCCAUGCUUGGGAUGUUGUUUGAAAGAAAGAAAAAAAAAUACGUGUAACAAAUUUCACAUUUCCACACCUUCAUUUUACUUAGUAAACCUGUGGGUGAUUUGAUGAGGGGUAAAUGAACCUUUUUCUUUGUGCACAUACCAAGGGACAUACAUGCUUGUGGCUAAAGUGAGUUGAUGAUGUGGUGCAAGGGAUAGUUGUCACCAGUUCAUUUCUUUAUGGUCCAUAAUGAAAUAAACAUUUUGUAUACGGUUAAUUCUGUAAACAGAUGCAUGUUCAAAAGAUCUAUAAUGGUCUUGUAAUCUUAAUCUAAUAUAUUUUAGAUAUUUUAAUUUUUUCCCUCUUUGGGAAUACAUUUAGUAUAGUGUAGAAAAAUACUUCAUGGCAUUUUCAUAUAAGGUUAUAUAACUUUUCAUACAUAAACAUGAAAUUUGUUGUAGAAAUUCUUUAAACCAAAAUUUUAAUCUAGGACUUAAAUUUAAUCUGUUCUUUAAAUCUAUUUUUAUGUGGCCCUUAAGAACAUAUCCAAAAAUUCCAUUGCUAAUAUAGCAAUAAAAAUACUUUGGGUACUGACAGACUCGUUGGAGUGUGUAUAUAAAAUCACAAACUUGUAUUCAUAUUCUUUCCUGUGAUGUGUUGUAUUAAAAUCCAAAAUAGCUUUUGCACCAUUUUUUAAAAGUUUUUUUUUUCUUUGAUGUUGGUAUCAGAGUUGCUACAAAUGACUGCUGCUUUUGGAGUUAAAUAUUUUAUUAGUGAAGUUAACCAGAACACUAAAUUGUGGGUAAAAUUUUCAGAAUGGGUGGCACAGGUAAAUUUUGUUAGGCUUUAUUCAGAAUUCUUUAAAAAACCAUGCCAUCCCUCCCCCUCCCAGGAAAAGGAAAAAAAUGGUUUGUUUUUCUAUUGCUAGGUCAUAUUUUGUGUAGUAAGGAAGAAAUUAUCUGGUCAAUGUUGUAAUCUUCAUACUGCAAUUUUAAGGUUACCUUAUGUGUAUAAUAGUAAAUAGAUGAUUUUGAGA
Molecule: messenger RNA, 6303 nt
Organism: Castor canadensis (American beaver)
Lineage: Eukaryota; Metazoa; Chordata; Mammalia; Rodentia; Castoridae
Gene: Arhgap5
Product: Rho GTPase activating protein 5
Biological process (GO): regulation of cell size; Rho protein signal transduction
Cellular component (GO): cytosol
Molecular function (GO): GTPase activator activity
Source: RefSeq, a predicted model, not a curated record